AUGACAGUGGAAAACAGAUUAUACAAUCUUUGGUACUCCGUGUUUAUUUUACGAAUAUGGCGCCAAUGGAUUAAGCAAUCUGACUCGUACACAUUAAAGGACAAUUUUAUUACGCUAAACGCAUACACUUGCAUUGAAAUAAAUGCCCACUCGAUAAUAUCAAUUAUUAAGAAAUUUUCUAGUGAUGAAAGUUUACCUAAAAAUAUGUUUACACCAUGGCUUAUGAGCAGUCAACCCUGCGAACAGCUUUUUAGAGCUACCAGAUCUAUAACCAGCACCUAUUCUACAGUCGUCAACUACAGUAUGCUAGAAAUUUUAAACAGAUUAAAUCGAAUUCAUUACCUAGAAGAUGUUAAAACAGAAUUGCAGGGUCAAUUUACAUUUCCCCGAACUAAUACAGACACUGAGCAGCUGUCUACUACUUUUCAACCAAUGACCGACGAAGAUAUUGAGAUGACAGUGUUAAAAGCCCAACAAGACGCAGUAAGCGAUGCCGAAUGUAUGGGAGUUACAUACGCAUAUAGUAGCACUUUAAUAGUUGACCUGCCCGAAAUCAAAGAUUUAGACUGUGAAAACAAAGAUCUAAAAGAAGAAUCUGAGGACUGUAAUUUAGAUGAUAAUAUUGUGCAACACUACGAAGAUAGUUCCUGUAAUAUACAAAACUUCCUGGAUAACCAUGACAAAAAUCGGUUUGGUGAUAGCGAUUCACCUUCGGAUUCACCGUCCGAGGAUAUCGAAGAAUACCUGGAGCAUUACAAGGGAUCCUUAACACUAAAAUACUUCACCGGCAAAAACCAAAAGACUUCUGAAAGCAAUAACAGUCGAUUCCUUAAAGUUGUUUUGGAGAAUGGGUCCAUAAAAACUUUUAAAAAAUCGUCCCUAUGUUGGUUCUUUAAUGAAAAUUCUAAAUUAAGCACGGAUAGAUUAGAAAGAUUCAAAACAAAUAGAGCUAGAAAGAACAAAAUUAAUGUUAGAGGUGGUAUUUUGAAAUCAAAACAAAAAACCUUACGAAAGAGGCAACCAAAGAGUCACAUUAUAAAAAAACGAGUAAAAAACGCACCCUCUACCUCGCCCUCUACAUCCCGACGAAAAUCAUAUAGUUCUGAAACGAGCUCUGAAAGAGAUUCGAAUUUGUUUUCUUAUAACGACUCCACGGAUAUCUCAGACAUCAACUCUGAAAAAGAGGAAGAAUGUGAUACUAAGAAAAUAAACGUUUUAAACGAGCACUUUUAUGCAGUCAUGUAUGAUAAAAUGUGGUAUAUUGGAAAGGUGGUUAAUCAAGAUCAAGAAAGCCUAAAUAUACAAAUGAAGUUUAUGAAAGAAGACCUUGAAGAUUUUUAUUGGCCGAAACAAGAUGAUCUGCAACUAAUAGAGCCCAUUCAAAUUAUUUAUGGGCCCAUUACAAUGCUAGGUACCCAUCCUAUGAAACUGUCAAGGUCAGACAGAUUAAAAAUAUUGACCUUACAUAAAUCUUUAAAAAAAGUAUAAAUCAGAUUUGUCUUAGAGACAGUUUAGUUUUAUUCGAUUUUCUUUUAUACUGGUAACUUCUUUAGUUUUAUUCCAAAGAAAAUAGUUACCUUUCAUCUUGG
This is a messenger RNA of Psylliodes chrysocephalus, 1589 nucleotides long. NCBI's taxonomy places the organism in Eukaryota, Metazoa, Arthropoda, Insecta, Coleoptera, Chrysomelidae. The record is from the annotation of a GenBank genome assembly.